AUGAACGGUCUGAACUCCACCUACUCAGAUCUGAACUUUCGGAAAGAGGAACCCUGCAUCGAUGGGAGCGAAGAUCCUUCCAUUGCCUCGGGACCCGGCGGGUUGUCAACCACUGCACAAACAGCUGCACAAGAACGGGAGUCGACAGUGAAGAUCGGAAAAAGACCGUACCGUCUUAUCUGCAUAAUCUGCCUAGUUUCGACCGUCGUCAUCCUGACAGUGGCCGGUGUCUUGAUCCAUGGUCAAGCGUUUUCCCAGUACUGGAUCAUAAAUGAAGACGGGUGCUAUUUUGUAUCCACGUGUAACAGCUCCUACGUUGAGGCGAAACAGAAUUGUUCGAACUCUGAUUCAAAUCUUCUUGAAAUAAAUUCAGCAGAAGAAGAGAAUUUUGUUGCCAAAGCUGUCCUCGACCAAAACAGUUCAUAUUGGAUUGGAAAAUGCAAAGACGGGGAAGAGGCUUCGGAAGCCUUGGGCCGGAUUAACGGUGGAGACUUCGAAUGCGGUAAAUGUACAUGGCACAGUGAGAAUAAACCUUGCGAUCAGGUUCGUGCGCGCUUCAUCUGUGAGAAAUCUGCACCUUUGUGCCAAGAUAUUUCUGAAAGGAUCCAGGAUCUCUGUCAACAACCAAUGGGACCGACUUGAAUAUCAUGAUAAAACCCUCUUUCUCCACAUUUCUCUUAACCACUCACAUUACCCCUUCCGCGUCGCUGCCCGUCACCCUUACCCUAUUCUCCUGUUUAAUUCUAUCACAAUCUUACUCACCAUCUUGUGCUCUCUUUGCCCUCGUCACUAUAAAGUCUCUCUCUUAUCCAUCUCCACUCCCACCUCCUCUGUUUCAUCCUUAUUUUCUUCACUCCGCUUUCCUGCCUCCCUCUCCCCCAAUUACCUUUUCGGUUUCUGGUCUCUCCAUCGAUUCUCUACUCUGAUUCUACCCACUCUCCCCAUCCUACUGUCUCCAUUUUAUCUAAACCAACUCUCUCCUCGCUUCUGUCUUUAGCUACUCUCACCUCAAUCAUGGGUGUUAAUGUUCUCGAUACCCCAGUCCUGGGGAAAUAGAGGGCACGCUUCCGUCUUAUCUGUGCCCUCGUGGUGUUUUACACCUCUGUAUGGUCAUCGAAAAAAGCCUCAGAAUUCCCAACCUCGCUCCAUAACUCAGUCCCUCCUGUCCCGGCAGCAUCCUCGGAAAUCUCCCACUGCAAUCUUUCCAGUUCGUUGAGAUUUCUCUCAGAGCAAGGCAAGCAGAACUGAACUCCAUACUCCAAGUGCGGCCUGACCGACGUCAUCUGCAACUGCAACGUGACCUCCGACUCCCGGACUCAGUGUCCUGACUGAUGAAGGCCAGCGUGUCAAAUGUCCUGUCCACCUGUAUCGCAUCUUUUCUACCGGAUUCACGGGCUGUUUUAUUAUCUGUGUCUUAGACCACCUGAUUUUUUUUUCUUUUGAAGAAUCAGUAA
Hypanus sabinus (Atlantic stingray) is the source of this 1454-nucleotide messenger RNA. Its product is annotated as C-type lectin domain family 7 member A-like. Gene Ontology annotation, molecular function: (1->3)-beta-D-glucan binding; pattern recognition receptor activity. The transcript is spliced from 6 exons. Gene Ontology annotation, cellular component: cell surface. The record is from RefSeq and is a predicted model, not a curated record. NCBI's taxonomy places the organism in Eukaryota, Metazoa, Chordata, Chondrichthyes, Myliobatiformes, Dasyatidae. Bases 1 to 642 code for a protein of 213 amino acids. Gene Ontology annotation, biological process: detection of fungus; positive regulation of cell population proliferation; positive regulation of phagocytosis.